Molecule: messenger RNA, 1005 nt
Organism: Euleptes europaea (tarantolino)
Lineage: Eukaryota; Metazoa; Chordata; Lepidosauria; Squamata; Sphaerodactylidae
Gene: RNLS
Product: renalase, FAD dependent amine oxidase
Exons: 6
Coding region: 1-900 (299 amino acids)
Cellular component (GO): extracellular region
Molecular function (GO): oxidoreductase activity, acting on NAD(P)H
Source: RefSeq, a predicted model, not a curated record
AUGUCUACGAGCCGGAGCAGCGACCCGAAAUGCACGGCGGAUCUGGGAGCUCAGUAUAUCACGCAGGAGCCCGAAUAUGCCCGGAAACAUCACAGCUUUUAUGAAGAACUGUUGUCCCAUGGAGUGCUGAAGCCAAUGACAGCUACAGUGGAAGGAAUGGCAGUAAAGGAAGGAGUGGAGAAUUUUGUAACGCCUCAGGGAAUUUCAUCCAUUGUCAAGCAUUAUUUAAACGAGUCAGGUGCCGAGAUCUUCUUUGAGCACCGUGUUAUGCAGAUCUGUCUCAAGGAUGGGAAGUGGGAAGUUCGCAACAACACAGGCCUCUUGGAACAGUUUGAUAUUGUUAUUCUCACCAUUCCCGUUCCGCAAAUUCUUCAGCUUCAAGGGGACAUUGCAAACAUAAUUAACAGAAGUCAAAGGCAGCAACUGGAAUCCGUGAACUACUCCUCUCGCUUUGCUCUGGGCCUUUUUUAUGAAGCUGGCACACAGAUUGAUGUCCCUUGGGCAGCACAGUACAUCUCCAGUAAUCCCUGCAUACGCUUCAUCUCCAUCGAUAAUAAGAAGCGCAAUAUAGAAUCAUCAGACACUGGGCCAUCUGUCGUUGUCCACACUAGUGUGUCCUUUGGAAUUGAACAUUUGGAGUGGGACAUAGAAAAGGUUCAGCAAUUGAUCCUCGAACACUUAAGAGAUAUUAUACCUAUUGUACCUGAACCUGCAAGCAUCAAGUGCCAGAGGUGGAGAUAUUCUCAGGUUACUAAAGCAUUCCUUGGCUGUCCAGGACAAAUAACUCUUCAUACCAAACCGUUCCUUCUGUGCGGCGGCGAUGGAUUUAUUCAUUCCAACUUUGAUGGUUGUAUAGAGUCAGCCAUGAGUAUUGUGGAGGCUUUAAAGUCCAGUUUGUAGGAUUUUCAUUGGGCUUCUUUUCCAACAUCAGUUCAUAUCGAUGAUGAAUUAUACAAUGAUAUACUAAAACUCAGUAUAUUUGACCCACAUGUCCUCUGUUUUAAG